AUGAACCAGGGCAUAGCGGUGCAGAGAACUGAUGGAGGCGAUGGUGUUCAGACGCUGAUGAGUCGAGCAGGAGCCGCUGCAUGUCCCGCUGCGUAUCCCGCUGCGGUAUUCCAGGCUCCAAUGACAAGCGAAGAACCAGUACCGAGCUUUAACGAGGAAGGAGUCCAACCUAGGCCCAGCCCGGAUAAUUUGGACAAAUCGAAUGGAGCAGCUGUGGGUGAAAAACGGAUGUUCUCCAGUUUCUUCUUCGGGAUCAGAGACAGUCAUGCACAAAACAACUCAGAAUCUCCACCGACGAACCCGGUGUUGGCUCCACCACAACAGGGUCUCACCGGUCAUCGGACUACCUCAUUCUCCGUCUUGGACAUUUUAGACCCCAACAAAUUCACCAGCAGUCGGAGACUGCAGGUACAGCAGAGCAGGCACGCGGAUGACCACAACGUCGUUGCACAAGGUGGAGACAUCAGAAGUGGGGCCGCUGGUGAAUGCGAAGCGGGCCUGGAGCCCAAUAAUGGCAGUUAUGGCGGACAGGAAUACCCAAGCAAAAACUUUGGGAAUAGAAGUCCAGAUGAGGAUGACCGCAACAGAAAUUGUACUCCAGAUUCAGAGGCUCCAGAUGUUUCCUGUAGCAGUGAGGAGAGCAGUUUGACGCUGCACUUUAGUGGGGACAGAGAUGUCAACCAGCAAAGCCUCCAGGACCCGACCAAACAGGCAAAGAGUCCCAGAAGAGGGCCCACAGGCCAGAUCACCAAUGUACAGCCCAAUGGGGGCCAAGGCCCACAAGGAAAGCCUAAGAGAAAACGUACAGGCUCAGACUCAAAGUCAGGGAAACCCCGCAGAGCUCGUACUGCCUUCACCUAUGAGCAGUUGGUUGCACUGGAGAACAAGUUCAAGUCGACAAGGUACCUAUCUGUCUGUGAGCGGCUCAACCUUGCACUGUCACUCUCCCUUACUGAGACACAGGUCAAGAUCUGGUUCCAGAACCGCCGGACCAAGUGGAAGAAACAGAACCCUGGUGCAGACACUUCAGCUCCCUCUGGUGCAGGAGGUACAUCUGGUACUGCGGGAGGAAUAGGAGGCGCUCUUGGGAAUCUCAGUCCACUCAGCCCAUCACCUCCAAUCAGUGGACAUCUAGCCAUGCACACAGGCUAUGCAUCAGGUCACCAUCACCCUUCAGCGGGCAGCCUGGUCCAGCUGCCUUUUCUCACUACAAGCCAUGUUCUAUCUCCAUUCAUGUUGGGGACACAGAGCUAUGCUGCACCUACCUUUUACAGCUCGCACCUGUAAACAGAUAGAGAAUACACAUGCACACACUGAGCCAAGAGAUUGACAUAUUUUAACAUCCUGAAUGAUUAUAUACGUAUAUCAUUAAUUCAACUAAGCUUGGGUGUUCAAUUGCUGUAAUGUCAAAGUUUGAUUUUGAUAGAUAAUUUUGACUGACAAUGUCAAUCUCUACGUAAAAGUGUACAUAAUUUUAUGAUCUAACUUUACAUUCUGAAUGCUAAGGUAAAUAAAUAGCUGAUUCAUCCAUAAAACUUUUUGGAACCUGAAUGUUAGAAAUCA
Syngnathus typhle (broad-nosed pipefish) is the source of this 1563-nucleotide messenger RNA. RefSeq names its product NK1 transcription factor related 2-like,b (gene nkx1-2b). The transcript is spliced from 3 exons. The record is from RefSeq and is a predicted model, not a curated record. NCBI's taxonomy places the organism in Eukaryota, Metazoa, Chordata, Actinopteri, Syngnathiformes, Syngnathidae. Gene Ontology annotation, biological process: regulation of transcription by RNA polymerase II; cell differentiation. Gene Ontology annotation, cellular component: nucleus. Gene Ontology annotation, molecular function: DNA-binding transcription factor activity, RNA polymerase II-specific; RNA polymerase II cis-regulatory region sequence-specific DNA binding. The coding region runs from base 1 to 1287 and encodes 428 amino acids.